Symbiodinium necroappetens is the source of this 456-nucleotide messenger RNA. The record is from the annotation of a GenBank genome assembly. Lineage: Eukaryota; Dinophyceae; Suessiales; Symbiodiniaceae.
AUGAUGCUCGACCACGACUCUCCGUUGGUGCAGCCCUCCGUGGCUCCCGACAUCGCUCCGGAGUCGACUGUGGAGCCUUUGCCACGUCUGUCUGAGGUCCCACAGCCACCGCUGCGACGGAUAGACCUUGUUUUCGAGCAGAAGGGGUCCUUGGGCAUCGAGUUCAAGGAGCUUGCAGCACCCUUCGUCAUCGAGCAGGUGCACAGUACUGGCCUGGCUUACAACAGAGAUCUGCAGAAGGGAGAUCAGCUCAUCCUCGUCGGCGGGGAGGACGUGACCGAGCUGGCCUGGGAUGCGUUGGUGCAGAAACUGGGCCCAAGACCCGUGCUGGUGACAGUCGAGCGUCCUGAUGCCGUGGAGGAAGAGCCGCCCCCGACGUCCUUCAUGUCUGGUCUCGGCAGCACCAUGCGCAGCCUCGGCGGAAGCGUCAUGGAGCCUCCCGGCCCUGAAGAGCAG